CCAAAUUCAAAAACUUCCGUCCACUAAUUUUGCAAGCUGGUGAAAAUGCAUUGCCAGACGAAAGGUUCAUGGGGAUCUUACAUGCCGACCACUGCUGUGGUUAUCGGGGAUCCAUUGGAGAGGAUAGAGAGGUUGGCUUCAGAGAAUGCGGUGGUUAUCUUCAGUAUAAGCAGCUGCUGCAUGUGCCACGCCAUUAAGAGGCUCUUUUGUGGCAUGGGAGUUAACCCAACCGUGAUUGAACUCGAUCAAGACCCUAGGGGGAGUGACAUGGAGAAGGCUUUGAUCAGGCUGCUGGGUGCCUCACCUGCUGUUCCUGUUGUUUUCAUUGGUGGGAAGCUUGUGGGUGCAAUGGAUAGGGUCAUGGCUUCUCACAUCAAUGGAACUCUUGUUCCUCUACUCAAACAAGCUGGAGCUCUGUGGCUCUGAUUUUUCUUUAGCUUCUUCCAUCAUUACGGUUUUAAAGAUUAAAAUAAAAAAGACUGGUACAGAAAAGUGU
Hibiscus syriacus is the source of this 496-nucleotide messenger RNA. Its product is annotated as glutaredoxin-C1-like. Gene Ontology annotation, biological process: anther development; negative regulation of DNA-templated transcription. The transcript has a single exon. Gene Ontology annotation, cellular component: cytoplasm; nucleus. NCBI's taxonomy places the organism in Eukaryota, Viridiplantae, Streptophyta, Magnoliopsida, Malvales, Malvaceae. Bases 46 to 426 code for a protein of 126 amino acids. The record is from RefSeq and is a predicted model, not a curated record.